AUGAGGAAACCAACCGAUGUCGUCUUGGAGACGGAAAUCGGUGCCAAGAAACUCGCCGAUGCAGAGGUUCUCGGGGAGAAACCACUCACAGGGUCUCGCGAUGACAACCACGGCGGUGGACCAGCACCGGAAAGGAUCAACGGAAGAUUGGCGAUGAUAGGGUUUGUGGCGACAAUGGCGGUGGAGCUGAGCAGUGGUCAAGAUGUGUUCACACAGAUCUCCAACGGUGGCGUGGCGGUGUUUGUGGUGACGAGCGUGGUGUUGUCAGUGGCGUCGUUGGUGCCGUUGUUGAAAGGGGUUAGCGUGCAGUCGAAGUCGAAGGGGAUAAUGACGUCGGAUGCGGAGCUGUGGAACGGGCGGUUUGCGAUGUUGGGUCUGGUGGGUUUGGCUUUUACGGAACUUGUUAAAGGCACUCCCCUUGUGUAA
Cynara cardunculus var. scolymus (artichoke) is the source of this 426-nucleotide messenger RNA. RefSeq names its product early light-induced protein 1, chloroplastic-like. The record is from RefSeq and is a predicted model, not a curated record. The transcript has 2 exons. NCBI's taxonomy places the organism in Eukaryota, Viridiplantae, Streptophyta, Magnoliopsida, Asterales, Asteraceae. The coding region runs from base 1 to 426 and encodes 141 amino acids.